CUCCCAAGACCUCCGGAAGGCCAUGGUCGCCUCGCAGAUGCCCCAGCUCCUGUUCCCGACGGUGAUCCUGGCCCUCUUUUUCCUUCCCCAGGCACAGCUGGCCGGCGUCUUCGAGCUGCAAAUCCACUCUUUCGGGCCGGGACCGGGCCCCGGGGCCCCUCGGUCCCCCUGCAAGGCCGGGGGCCCCUGCCGCCUCUUCUUCAGGGUCUGCCUGAAGCCGGGGAUCUCCGAGGAGGCCGCCGAGUCUCCGUGCACUCUGGGCGCGGCGCUGAGUGCGCGCGGACAGGUCUACACUGCGCAGCCUGGAGCUACAGCGCCUGACCUGCCACUGCCUGACGGUCUCAUGCGUGUGCCCUUCCGGGACGCCUGGCCGGGCACCUUCUCGCUUAUCAUUGAAACCUGGAGAGAGGAGUUAGGAGAACAGAUUGGAGGGCCCACCUGGAGCCUGCUGGCGCGGGUGGCCGGUCGGCGCCGCCUGGCGGCCGGGGGCCCGUGGGCGCGGGACGUGCAACGCGCAGGAGCCUGGGAGCUGCGUUUCUCCUACCGCGCGCGCUGCGAGCCGCCGGCCAUCGGGGCCGCGUGCGCGCGCUUCUGCCGCUCGCGCAGCGCCACCUCGCGCUGCGGCCCGGGACUGCGCCCCUGCGCGCCGGUUGAGGACGAGUGCGAGGCACCGCUGACGACGUGUCGAGCAGGCUGCAGCCCAGAGCAUGGCUUCUGUGAGCAGCCCGAUGAAUGUCAAUGCCUGGACGGCUGGACUGGGCCUCUCUGCACAGUCCCUGUCUCCACCAGCAGCUGCCUCAGCCCCAGGGGCCCAUCCUCGGCCACCACUGGAUGCCUCGUACCCGGGCCUGGGCCCUGUGAUGGGAACCCGUGUGCCAACGGGGGCAGCUGUAGUGAGACACCAGGGUCCUUCGAAUGCACCUGUCCCCGUGGGUUCUACGGGCUGCGGUGUGAGGUGAGCGGGGUGACGUGUGCGGAUGGACCUUGCUUCAACGGUGGCUUGUGUGUGGGAGGCGCAGACCCAGACUCUGCCUACAUUUGCCACUGCCCACCUGGUUUCCAAGGCUCCAACUGUGAGAAGAGGGUGGACCGCUGCAGUCUGCAGCCAUGCCGGAAUGGCGGGCUCUGCCUGGACCUGGGCCACGCCCUGCGCUGCCGCUGCCGCGCCGGCUUCGCGGGGCCGCGCUGCGAGCACGACCUGGACGACUGCGCCGGCCGCGCCUGCGCCAACGGCGGCACCUGCCUGGAGGGCGGCGGCGCGCGCCGCUGCUCCUGCGCGCUGGGCUUCGGCGGCCGCGACUGCCGCGAGCGCGCCGACCCUUGCGCCGCGCACCCCUGCGCCCACGGCGGCCGCUGCUACGCGCACUUCUCCGGCCUCGUCUGCGCCUGCGCGCCCGGCUACAUGGGCGCGCGGUGCGAGUUCCCGGUCCACCCCGACGGCGCGGACGGCAGCGCGGGCGCGUUGCCCGCGGCCUCGCCGGGCCUGAGGCACGGGGACCCACAGCGCUUUCUUCUGCCCCCGGCUUUGGGACUGCUGGUGGCCGCGGGCUUGGCCGGCGCUGCGCUCUUGCUGGUUCACGUGAGACGGCGUGGCCCUGGCCGAGAUACUGGGUCUCGCUUGCUGGCGGGGACCCCGGAACCAUCAGUCCAUGCGCUCCCUGAUGCACUCAACAACAUGAGGACCCAGGAGGGUUCCGAGGAUGGGCCAAGGCUUAACCUGCCCCUUCUCCAUCAGCACUUGGAGACGGAACCUGGAUAUUUUUGUAUUCUCUGCUUCAGACACUUUGGAGUUCAAGGUGGAAGGGGUGACUGGGAGAAUUUUACCUCCGGAAGUUGUACGUAGUAAUGGUUAUUUAUAUCCUUUUUUCCUCCCCCUGUCUUUCCUGAGACAUCUAUAAAGGCUCUUAUUUUGAUCA
This is a messenger RNA of Phacochoerus africanus (Common warthog), 1916 nucleotides long. It is a transcript of the gene DLL3, whose product is annotated as delta like canonical Notch ligand 3. The record is from RefSeq and is a predicted model, not a curated record. Gene Ontology annotation, molecular function: calcium ion binding. The transcript is spliced from 8 exons. Lineage: Eukaryota; Metazoa; Chordata; Mammalia; Artiodactyla; Suidae. Gene Ontology annotation, cellular component: protein-containing complex; plasma membrane. The coding region runs from base 23 to 1843 and encodes 606 amino acids. Gene Ontology annotation, biological process: heterophilic cell-cell adhesion; multicellular organism development; Notch signaling pathway.